AUGCCGUGGUGUAGUGUUUUGAAAGUUAAUGGUGAAAACUGUUACUACAAGUAUUCAUCGGACUUGGAUUUAGAUGUAUGUCAAUGUUACUGUACAGAUGAUGCUACAAUUGUCGGUGCUGUAGCAGGAACUAUCAUUUUUAUACUCAUUAUUGUUGUUAUUCUUAUCGUGUGUAAAAAGUAUACUACCAAGUCAACUUCUAUUCAUACCACUCCGUAUACCGGCGGAACUUCUAUUACCACACAACAGCAUCAACAACACCAAGCUCCACCACCAAUGAUUCAUGGGCAGUCUGGACAGAAUCCAUAACCAGGCGGCGUGAACGCCGGUAUGUCAUCAGCCACAAGCAAACUAUCUAUCGAUAUAAAAUCCACAUCUAU
This is a messenger RNA of Mytilus trossulus (common blue mussel), 380 nucleotides long. RefSeq lists its product as uncharacterized. The coding region runs from base 1 to 309 and encodes 102 amino acids. The record is from RefSeq and is a predicted model, not a curated record. The transcript has 4 exons. NCBI's taxonomy places the organism in Eukaryota, Metazoa, Mollusca, Bivalvia, Mytilida, Mytilidae.